Molecule: messenger RNA, 1738 nt
Organism: Erinaceus europaeus (western European hedgehog)
Lineage: Eukaryota; Metazoa; Chordata; Mammalia; Eulipotyphla; Erinaceidae
Gene: SIKE1
Product: suppressor of IKBKE 1
Exons: 5
Coding region: 67-660 (197 amino acids)
Source: RefSeq, a predicted model, not a curated record
CGUAAUACCAUUAAGCCCGGUUCAAGACAGAUCUGAGACUGGCAGAGCUUUGGUUCCGUUGCCGCUAUGAGCUGCACGAUAGAGAAGAUCCUGACAGACGCUAAAACGCUGCUAGAAAGGCUUCGGGAGCACGAUGCGGCCGCGGAGUCACUGGUGGACCAGUCGGCGGCGCUGCACCGGCGGGUGGCAGCUAUGCGGGAGGCGGGCACCGCGCUCCCAGAUCAGUAUCAAGAGGAUGCAUCCGAUUUAAAGGACAUAUCCAAAUACAAACCUCACAUUCUGCUGUCCCAAGAGAACACACAGAUUAGAGACUUGCAGCAGGAAAACAGAGAGCUAUGGAUUUCCUUGGAAGAACAUCAGGAUGCUUUGGAACUCAUCAUGAGCAAGUACCGAAGACAGAUGUUACAGUUAAUGGUUGCUAAAAAAGCAGUGGAUGCUGAACCAGUUCUGAAAGCUCACCAGUCUCACUCUGCAGAAAUUGAAAGUCAGAUUGACAGAAUCUGUGAAAUGGGGGAAGUAAUGAGGAAAGCAGUCCAGGUGGAUGAUGACCAAUUUUGUAAAAUUCGGGAAAAACUAGCCCAGUUAGAGCUUGAAAAUAAGGAACUUAGAGAAUUAUUGUCUAUCAGCAGUGAAUCUCUUCAGGCAAGGGAGGAAAACUGAGUGGAUACUUCAUCCCAAGCCUACAAAUAACUUCUGAAUAAUUGCUGGAGGUUGUCCAGCAGGAACAAUCAAGAAAGCAAGUUACUAUCUUUUGAGUAUUAUGCAUUCAAUAUCUUAUCUCAGACCUGAUUGUUAAUUAAAGGUUCCCAGUAGAUGUCUAGAAUGCCCAGUCAAAAUUGGCUAGCCACAAAACAGUAUUUAGGUUUGUUAGUGAAAAUAGACACUGAAUAUCAUCAUUCCUUCCUCUAAGAAACUACUUUUAAAAUGAUUUCUGGGACCUCAAACUUUGUAUAAACCAUUUUCAGUUCAUUUUUGUGACUUUUCACAUCUUGAAAGAACAUCUUAUGUAAGUCAACAAUUGUUUUCUAUAAUAGAUUGAAAUUCUAAAAUGUUUUCUUAAAAGACUUAGUUUUUUAAAAUCCACUUGACAUAAACUUAGCUUUUGUUUUUGGGGAGUGUUUUCUGUUUGUUUUUCCAUUUGAAGAAUGUAAUGCAAUUCCACAGAACUAGAUAAGCAGCUUCUAUGAUUUGCAAUGUCAUUCACCUUCAAUGAAAUUUAAGUCUCUCUGGUGCUAAAAGUUGGCACUUUGUGGCCUUUACUCUGGAUUUGAGAGAACCUACUGAUAGUCCCAGUACAUAUACUUGAAAAUAAAUCAUCUACUUUUUCUAGUGGUAGGGUAUUCAUCCUGAUGUUAAAAGAAUGCUGAAAAAUUUGUCCUGUGUAUGUGCACACACAUACAUACUCUUAGUUCAGAUGCUAAUGGUAGAUUUUAUUUAUUUUUUUAGAUACAAGUGGCCAAUUUUCUCCUUUGUCCUAGUAGUAAGUCUUCAACUUCACCUACUUGAAGAGUAUAUACUAGGUUUAUUCAUGUCAUAGUUCAGUGGUACUACAUUCUGUUUAUAUAUAACUCCUUUAAGUUUAAGAACCAUCACUUACUUGGAUGUCUUUCAUUAUUUAGCACUUGUGAUUGGAUUUCUUUGUAGAAUCCAUGUUUCAAAAGGAAACAAAGUUUUAUCACCAAAUGAGAAUUACUAUGUUCAGUACUAUGUAGACAAUAAAGCAGUUUUGCAAUUCAAA